CUGGCUUAUAGCUCCAAUUUGUGAUACUUUAAACUAUCCAAUCCAGUUGACAGCUGUGAUGAACGUUCUCCUUACGAAAGUCGCGCUUCUUCUCUUUCUGCUUUGUUAAAUACUAAUCCUGUUUCCAAGCUACAUGGUUUGAAAACAAUCAUGGCCAAACCAUAUGAGUUUAAUUGGCAGAAGCCAGUGCCCUCCUUUAUGCAAGAAGGGGCUGUGUUCGACAGAUAUGAGGAGGAACCCUUUGUGCUUGAACCUAACUGUCUGUUCAAGGUAGAUGAGUUUGGCUUCUUCUUAACGUGGAAAAGUGAAGGGAAGGAAGGCCAAGUUUUAGAAUGUUCCUUGAUCAACAGUAUCCGAGUAGGAGCAGUCCCAAAGGAUCCCAAAAUUUUGAGUGCUUUGGAAGCUGUUGGCAAACUGGAAAAUGAACUGGAAGGAAAGAUAGUUUGUGUAUGCAGUGGUGCUGACCUCGUAAAUAUCAACUUCAUUUCCAUGAUAGCAGACAGUGUAGAAACAGCUAAGCAAUGGACAGAUGGCUUGCGAUCUAUUAUUCAUAAUUUCAGAGCGAAUAAUGUCAGCCCAAUGACAUGCCUCAAGAAACACUGGAUGAAACUGUCAUUUCUAACAAACACCAAUGGAAAAAUUCCUGUCAGGAGUAUUACUAGGACAUUUGCUUCAGGAAAAACAGAGAAAGUGAUAUUUCAAGCUCUUAAAGAAUUAGGUCUUCCCAGUGGAAAGAAUGAUGAAAUUGAACCAGCAGUCUUCACAUUUGAGAAGUUUUAUGCACUAACUCAAAAAAUCUGCCCGAGAACUGAUAUAGAAGACCUCUUCAAAAAGAUCAAUGGCGACAAAACUGAUUACUUAACCGUAGACCAGUUAGUCUGCUUUCUAAAUGAACAUCAGCGAGAUCCACGGCUGAAUGAAAUUUUGUUUCCUUUCUAUGAUACAAAAAGAGCAGUGCAGAUAAUCGAAUCAUAUGAGCCAGAUGAAGAAUUGAAAAACAAAGGUUGCAUGUCCAGUGAUGGGUUUUGCAGACACCUGAUGUCAGAUGAAAAUGCACCAGUCUUCCUAGAUCGCUUGGAAUUGUAUCAAGAAAUGGACCACCCUUUAGCACAUUAUUUUAUCAGUUCCUCACAUAACACAUAUCUUGUGGGUAGACAGUUUGGAGGAAAAUCAUCUGUGGAAAUGUAUCGGCAAGUCCUUUUGGCUGGAUGCAGAUGUGUUGAGCUGGAUAUAUGGGAUGGAAAAGGAGAAGAUCAAGAACCAAUAAUAACUCAUGGAAAAGCUAUGUGCACAGACAUUCCAUUCAAGGAUGUCAUUCAAGCCAUCAAAGAAACAGCAUUUACAACUUCUGAGUAUCCAGUUAUACUUUCAUUUGAAAACCACUGCAGCAAACCUCAGCAGUUCAAAAUGGCAAAAUAUUGUGAAGAAAUAUUUGGAGACUUGCUACUGAAACAGCCAUUAGAAACACAUGCACUGGAACCAGGUACACCACUGCCGUCACCUAAUGACCUCAAAAGAAAAAUCCUCAUCAAAAACAAAAGGCUAAAACCUGAAGUAGAAAAGAAACAGCUUGAAACAUUUAAACAACUAAUGGAAACUGGAGAAGCAACUGUUCCUGCCAUCUUAGAAGAUGAGAUUGAAGAAGAAAUAGAAAAUGAUAUAAUUGACAUAGAGGAAGAAGCCCAUCCCGAGUUCAAGUUUGGCACUGAACUCUCUGCAGAUGAUCUUGCUCAAAAGGAAGCACAACUAAACAGUGUGAAAAAACCGAUUGAAGAUUUAGAACAAGAUAAUAAAAAGGCUGUUGAAGACUUAGAACAAGAUAAUAAAAAGGCUGUUGAAGAUUUAGAACAAGAUAAUAAAAAGGCUGUUGAAGAUUUAGAACAAGAUAAUAAAAAGGGCUCUGUGACAGUGGAAGAUGAACAAGCCUGGAUGGCAUCUUACAAGUAUGUGGGUGCUACAACAAACAUCCACCCCUAUCUAUCAACAAUGGUCAACUAUGCUCAGCCUGUAAAGUUUCAAGGUUUCCAUGUGGCAGAAGAACGUAACAUCCAUCAUAAUAUGUCAUCCUUCAAUGAAUCAGUUGGACUUGGGUAUUUGAAGACUCAUGCACUUGAAUUUGUAAAUUACAAUAAACGACAAAUGAGUCGAAUAUACCCCAAGGGAGGUCGAGUGGAUUCCAGUAAUUACAUGCCUCAGAUCUUCUGGAAUGCUGGCUGCCAGAUGGUCUCAAUGAACUUUCAGACCCCAGAUCUGGCGAUGCAAUUAAAUCAGGGAAAAUUUGAGUAUAAUGGAUCGUGCGGGUAUUUGCUAAAGCCUGACUUCAUGAGACGCCCUGAUAGAACAUUUGACCCAUUCUCAGAAACUCCUGUAGAUGGUGUGAUAGCAGCAACCUGUUCUGUUCAGGUCAUAUCUGGUCAGUUUUUAUCAGAUAAAAAAAUAGGCACGUAUGUGGAAGUUGACAUGUAUGGUCUGCCUACUGAUACAAUACGUAAAGAAUUCAAAACACGCAUGGUAAUGAAUAAUGGUCUGAAUCCCGUUUACAAUGAAGAACCAUUUGUAUUCAGAAAGGUCAUCCUGCCAGACCUGGCAGUGCUGAGGAUUGCAGUCUAUGAUGAUAACAACAAGUUAAUUGGUCAGAGGAUAUUACCUCUUGAUGGUCUUCAAGCAGGCUAUCGACACAUUUCUCUAAGAAAUGAAGGCAACAAACCUUUGUCUUUGCCAACUAUCUUCUGCAAUAUUGUUCUGAAAACCUAUGUGCCUGAUGGAUUUGGAGAUAUUGCUGAUGCCUUGACAGAUCCAAAGAGGUUUUUAACAGAAAUGGAAAAGAGAGCUGAUCAAAUGAGAGCUAUGGGUAUUGAAACAAGUGACAUAGCAGAAGUUCCAAGUGACAACUCAAAGAUAGAGAAAAAGGGAAAACCUAAUCAAGGCAAGACUUCUGGAAUACCACAAAGCACUUCUGACCUUAGACAAAACUCAUCUUCUAGUCAAGUAACCGGGAAUGACACCAAAAAAGACACAAGUCUGGUGCCUCUGGCGAAGCUAGAAGAUCUAAAGCAAAUGAAGGCCUACUUGAAGUUAUUAAAGAAACAGCAGAAGGAGCUAAAUGCCAUAAAGAAAAAACAUAUAAAGGAACAUGGUGCUAUGCAGAAGUCACAGUGUACACAAGUAGAAAAAUUAAUAGCACAGCACGAUAAGGAAAAACUGAUAUGUGAGAAGAUUCUUGACAAAGCAAUCAAGAAGAAAGGAGAAAGUAAUUGUCUUGAUAUUAAAAAAGAAACAGAAAUUAAAGUACAGGCAUUAACGUCUGACCACAAUUCCAAGAUAAGAGAAAUUGUAGCACAACACACCAAAGAGUGUUCAGAGCUGAUUAACUCACAUGGAGCAGAAGAGCAGGAACUCCAGGAUCUGCAUCUGAGCCAGCAAUGUGAACUACUGAAAAAACUGCUCAUUACUGUGCACGAACAGCAGGUGCAACAACUCAAGCAAAUCCAUGAGAGGCAAAGUAAGGAAAUGCGUGCUACCCAGGCAAAGACAUCAAUGGAAAAUGGCAAAGCUAUAAGCCAGGAUAAAUCCAUCAAAAAUAAAGCUGAACGGGAGAGGCGAGUUCGGGAACUGAACAGCAGCAACACAAAGAAGUUUCUAGAAGAAAGAAAAAGGCUUGCAAUGAAGCAGACAAAAGAAAUGGAGCAACUUAAAAAAGACCAACAUGAGCAGCUUGAAAGUUUGGAAAAGCAGAACGAGCAGCUUCAGAAACAUCGUCAUGCAGUAUCUCACUGUCAAGGCCAGGGAAAUGCAGAGGAUGGUGAAGCUGGAGGCAGAUCUGGAUCGUAGACCAGCGACUGUAGUAUAAAGCACUUCCAGGCCAAAGGAAACCAGCAAUUAAACUAGAUGAAGAGCAGCGGCAAUAUAUAAACUGUAAACACAAAUGAAGACAAAUCUUUGUUUCAUUUAUUUGAGAGAGCUGUAAUCAAAAGUCAUCUCCGUGAUGACUCAUACAUUUCCCUGUAAUGUUUUGAGCACUGAAUUUCAUUUGCCAAUUUUAAUGACUGUUAGAAAAAAUAGCAAAUGCAUGGCACAAGAAACUGUUACUGAAACAAGUGUUCUAAACCUCAUUUCUAAGUGUUAGACACACUUGAGGUCCUAUGUAUUCAGGUAUCUUGUAUCUGCAGCUGGGCAGCACUUCUGAUUCUUUUGUUUUUUAUGAUCUCGGCACAGAAUGGAAUACAGUGUUUUAUUUUUUAUUGCAGAAUUUAAAAACUUGAGUCUAGUACUCUGGAGAGUGUUGUUCACUCACACAAAAUGACAAGACAUAUGUGGUCUGGAACCUAUUUAUAUACUUUAUUUGAUAUAGUCUGAUGUUUCAGGACCCUAAAUCCUUCAUCUGGGCUAACUAAGAUCUGUUUAUACGCCACCAUAAUGAAAUCUCUCUCAGCAACAGCUCCAUAAUGCAGAAGUAAGCCGUUCAACAGCAUAUAAAUGAAAAGGUGGGUUAAAGAUGUCUGUCUGAUGGUACAUAUCUAUGCACAAAAGGAGCUAUCCCAAUUCUGCAGCUAAGGGUCAAAGAAGAAGGGAUACCAUGACUGACUGAGCUAGGUUUGAUGGCUGAUACGCUAAAUGAAAACUUUGCUCCAGUGAUAAUGAAAUGUAUGCUUGGGCAUUGGGUGUAUUAUUAGGAAAACUAAUGUCACCUUGGACAUUGUAGUGUUGUUUGAAAAGUAUGUGUACUGCCUUCAUUCACUACUUAAGAAUAUGUCAGGUCAGGUAACCCCUAGUGUCUGGGAAGCAAAAGCAUAUAUGGGAUUAAUUUGUUUAAACUUGUAUGAAAUAGAGUUGCAAGUAGAGGUUGAAUACCCUACCCAAGACAUGUUAUCAUAGCAAUUUGACAGUUGCGUCAGUUAGUGUCUUGAAAUGCAUAAAGGAGGACAAAAUAUCUGAAAAGUUAUGGUCAUUUACCUUUAUAGUCCAUAAGGGGCAGUCCAGAAAAAAAAGACCUAUUUACUUUUAUUGAAGAUUAUUCAAGAGCUGCAAUUAAUUGGUGAGGAACAUUAUCCCCAAGUAUUUCUGUAAGUACCUUAAUAGCAAAAUUAUGUGAAUUUUCUGAGAAAAUAAUGCCAGAGUUGUGUGUAAUAUACCCAAAUGACAAAGAGUUGAAGCUGCUAAUUGGGUUAAAACAGAAGGCAAGGGAUUCCAGUGGGCAGACCUUCCAAUCCAAAGGCUGACAUACCUAGUAUAACAUUUUCUUCUAGUAGCAGCAUUAGAGCCACUAGCUAUUCAAAAAUUUCACCAUUAUUCAAAAAUGAGACAUAUCUUAAAGGACGUUUAUAGCAUCAUUGUCAAAGAGGUUAAGCCAGCUACCUUAGAGUGCCUACCAUGUUUUUGGAGAGACAUAAUCAAUCCAAAAAUGUCUAUACUUAAAAUGUUGAAUUUCAUAUAUACAUAACAUGAUAAAUGGCAUUCUUGUAUGCUUUAAGCCAAUGGUAUGGGACUCAAAACCUAAUUAUUUAAAUUGUGUGUGCUUACUCGGGAAGGCCUAAAUGUUUAUUUUACCUUUGAUGUUUGAUAUUACAUGUGUUUUUUUAUUUUACUUAGUUUUAUUCAUGUACACAAAGGUCUAUAAAUUGAUUUUAAGGUAAUUAGAAGAGGAUAGAGAUAUUUACUCUCACCUGAAUGAGGCUCAGUGUUAAAGUCUAAAAAAAACAUGGUUUUAGAACAGAGGACAAUAAUGUAGUGUAGUGUGCCCUCAUAGCUCACAUGUAGAAAUAAAAGAAUAUAUAGUAAAGCAGUCAAAAGGAAUUCAUCCCUAAAGCAUCUGGAGAAACUUUAAGAUCAAUUAACAUUGUCAAAAUUCUGAAGUAACACAGUCAUCAUUGCAGAACAGAAGUGCUAAACAAUUUUAUCCAGCAUCAGUGUAGUGACACAUAUUCCCUCUUGAUAUAGGCAGCGCUUUCUAUUGACAGCAUUUGCAUGUAUGUUGCAUGUGCAGUUGGUGGAUCCAGCACCCUUCCGUGUAUUUUUGCACUGCCCUCUUCCAUUAACUCCAUCAUUUUCCAGUAGUCCCAUAUCAUUUCUGUUUUUGGUAAAGGCAACAUGCCAGUAAAGUGCAUUUUUUAGAAAAGAAUAUAAUAUGACUACAGAUAAUCUAGUGUAGUCAGUACGAUAACACCACUGAGUAACCUAACACAUAAAGUAUGGCAGUAUUUAAUGCUAUGAAUGCUUCACAUUUUAUGAAAACAUUUAAACUGCAUCCUUUUACAGACAGAACAAGGCUAAAAUCUCCUUCAGUUUUCAGGACUAUCCAAUUGUCUCUUAAACAGUGAGUGGAGUCUUCACAACUCUUUACAGGGACCAAGUUCAGAGUUACCUCCUGGAUAAUAUCUAUAGCUUCUGCAUUCACCUAAGAGAGCAAGAAUAUUGAGGCAGUCAGCAUUUUCACAUAAGACAACUUCAGUAAUCAUUGGUUUGCAGAAAAAAGCAGUGAUGGAUGAUUCAUGAAAUUUGUCCCACAUUUACCCCAGAUUUAUUACCAUACUACCUCUGAAACAAACUUGCCAUUUGAAAAUUUAAUUUGUUUUAGACAACAGAUGUUUCUUCCUGUUCUUUAAAUUCUCAAGUUGCAUUUCAGUGAUGCUUGGUAAUCACUGACAUGAGGGAGCACUUGAUGUGGGUCUCACAGAGGGUCUGCAUCAUAUCAUCGAAGGUUCAACUCAGCGAACCUCUGUUUGUUGAACCAAAAACAGCAAACGUUCACAUCAGUGAAUUUUUUACACAGGGAAUAGAGUUAGUUGACCAACAUUGCAACUGUCACACACAUUGCACUAUGUCAAACCUACCCAGGUGGGGGGCUGUGCCCCCACACUCUGCAAUGUUGGGAGCUACACCCCUCACACACCCCCUACCUAUAUAUAAGAACUCUGACAUCAUACUGCAGUGGGAAAAAGGACAAAUUUCCUGAUGUUGGCCAGCUAACGCCAUUCCCUUUGUAAAACAUUUGCUGAUGUGAAUGUUCGCUUAAGUGAAUGUUCACUGUUUUCGGUUUGACGAACGGAGGUUCGCUGAGUUGAACCUUCAAGUUACAUGAUAUAGGCCCAUGUCACAGCCUUGAGAAGUGUUUCAGCCUUGUAUUUGCAGAAACUGGGCUGCCAUAAACUGCCCUGUAAUGGACAGGAUAGCAUGUUCCCUUAACAUUCGUCUUCAAAAAAAAAAUAUGAAAGACUUUAUAAUCCUUGCUCAUUGUUUCUUUUUGGAAAGAUACAUUAAACAGCAUUAGCAUAAGGAUAUUCAGCAGGACAUGAGACAGGGACAGUUGCUGAUGCAAACAAGGCUUGUAAGGACAAGAGCAACAGUAUCAUUACUUAACUAUGCAGCACUUUUGAACCUACCAAAAUUUAAUCGCAAAACACAUUCCCUGUCCUUUAACUGGAAGGCCCAUAUUUAUAAUAAUUGUGAGGCUACAUUAAAUAUACCAUCCUUUUUUCCUGGGUGUAAUGCUUGUAUACCUCAGAUAUGUUAGGCAUAAAAUAGAAUGUUUUGGUUUUGGUAGCUCUCACCUUCUAAUGUUUUCUCACAUCAGCAAUGAAUACCAUUGACAUGUAGUGCUUAACUAUCAAUGUGUACCUUUUUAUGGAACUUAUCAGAUGCUCAUAAGUCUUAUGAAUCCUCUAUUGUAUAUGUAGAUAUCACUAGACAGAAAAACGUUAAAAAAAGAAAUACAGACAAACAGAUAGGGACAACUAAAUGCUCUGGUUCUCUUUACUGAACCAUUGUAAAAUAAAAGUUUUCAGGAAAUAAAAAAACUCCUUAAAGGACUGUAACUUUAUUCCACAUACUAUGUUGUGGAUAAGUAUUUUGAUUAUCUUGGACCUCGGUUUCCUCUUCUUACCAAACAAGGGGAUGAAUAGUCACAGUGUACUCUUUUAGACUACUAUACCCAUUAAAACAUUUGCUUAUAUCCUUUGCUAGAUAGUAAUGGCAAAGUUCAAAUUCAGGUUUAAGUGCUUGGCAUCUGUCACUGUAAAUAAAACAAGAUAAAACCCAAACUAGUACACAUCAAAGGUUUUACCUUAAUGAUGUUAAUGCAUAUGAAAAGUAAUAUUAUAAUAUAUGCUAAUAGUUACUAAAAGCGCACCUAAAAACAUGCUGGCUAUGCCCUUGCAACUCCCACUCUAAAAUCACCCUCCCCAUCCAACC
Molecule: messenger RNA, 8187 nt
Organism: Protopterus annectens (West African lungfish)
Lineage: Eukaryota; Metazoa; Chordata; Ceratodontiformes; Protopteridae
Gene: PLCB4
Product: phospholipase C beta 4
Exons: 41
Coding region: 151-3831 (1226 amino acids)
Biological process (GO): lipid metabolic process; phosphatidylinositol-mediated signaling
Molecular function (GO): calcium ion binding; phosphatidylinositol-4,5-bisphosphate phospholipase C activity
Source: RefSeq, a predicted model, not a curated record